GCUCCACCAUGUACGAAACGGUUGUCCCGCCAACGCACCAAGAUGGCCGACGAGGUGGAGGAAGGAGCAUCCCCGCUGAGCGCACGCCCUGCACAUAGGCUCGAGCCUCCGUUGACAGCGAAGAACUACCUUCUUCACAAGCUUUACUUGCGACAGGAAUACGCGGAAUGCCUCAAACUCAUUGAAGAGAUGCUCAAAGAGCAUCAAGGGCUGUGCGAAUACCCCAUAUAUGUCAAAGCGUUGAUCAUGCAACGCAGCGGUCGUAUUCAAGAGUCGUUGCAGCUCUUCCAAGCAGCGACAUGCUUGAACCCAGACAACAAGGACAACUUGAAGCAAGUCGGGCGGUCGUUGUAUUUGCUGGGAAAGCACAAAGCUGCGAUAGAGGUGUACGAGGAGACAAAGAAGUUGGCUGGACCUGAUGACUGGGAGAUUCACCACAACAUUGGGCUGUGCCACAUGUACCUCAAGAGCUACGACCUCGCUAUCGAGUCGUUCCAGAACGCAAACAACAUCCAUCGCCACGACACGACAUUUCUCCAGCUCGGAAAGGUCCACACCCUUCGCGAAGACUUCAAGGCCGCCAUAAACGUUUACUUGGAAGCGCUCGAGUUUUCUCCGGAGAACCCCGAGUUACUCACGACCGUCGGGCUGCUCUACCUCCGCAUCGGCGAAAACUUUCGCGCUUUCGACUACCUCGGGAAUUCCAUGACUCAUGAUCCUCGGAAUGCCAAAACCAUUCUGGCGGCCGGAUCCAUCAUUCAAGACCAUGGUGACAUGGACGUCGCACUGGUGAAGUACCGCGUUGCCGCCGUCCAGACACCAAACUCGGCGCAGCUGUGGAAUAACAUCGGCAUGUGCUUCUUCGGCAAGCAACGAUAUGUCGCGGCCGUGGCGAGCCUUAAGCGCGCGCUGUACUUGGACCCGUUUGAAUGGAUUACGUCGUACAACUUGGGACUGGUCCAUCUCAACACGGGCCAGUACGCGUCGGCGUUCCACUACUUUAGCGCAGCGAUCAACCUCAAGCCCGACUUUCCCAGCUCGUACAUGUACUUGGCGAUCACGCUCGGGCGGCUGGACGACUUUGAGAACGCUUGCAGCGCGUAUGAGAAAGCGAUUGAGAUGGAAGCCGACCACUUGUUUCACUUAAACUACGCCGUCACGCUCUUCAACAACGACGAAAUCGAGCGCGCCAAGGUCCAGUUUGACAAGUUCGACGCGAUCUUUCAAAGCCUCGACGAAGCAACGCAGUCGAGCGAUCCUGAAGUCAUAUCCCAGCGCCAGGCGCUCUUGGAAGCGUUGAACGAGUGAAUAGGAUUGACCUACAACGCUUGACAAUACCCUGGGGAGCGCUAUCACAAAGUGCUUUGAUGGGCGAUGUGGGGCUUGAUCAUCAGCUCGAGUUGCCGACGCUUGAUAAAUAUGGGACAGGGGGCGUUGUUCAUGCCAGCAGGAGCAUUCGUCCACGCAAUGCCGAAAGAAAUACCGACUCGACGGACAAAUAGUGCUGCAGCGCAGGGUUCGACGUGUACUUGUCGCGAUCGCGUUGAAACUCUAGAAUGCGCUGGUCCAGGACGUCCUUGACUUUUUGAAACAUAUCGUUGCUAAGCGCAAGGGGAGCGGAUGGCGGAUUUGACCACAGCGACGACAAGUCUGGCAACGAGUGCUGUCGCAGCACAGCUACUUGGUUUUGGAGUUGCUGGACCUGACAUACCAAUGAC
Messenger RNA from Aphanomyces invadans, 1718 nucleotides. RefSeq lists its product as hypothetical. Lineage: Eukaryota; Oomycota; Saprolegniomycetes; Saprolegniales; Verrucalvaceae. The record is from RefSeq and is a predicted model, not a curated record. The transcript is spliced from 6 exons. Gene Ontology annotation, molecular function: protein binding. Gene Ontology annotation, cellular component: ciliary basal body. Gene Ontology annotation, biological process: cilium assembly; protein localization to cilium. The coding region runs from base 43 to 1308 and encodes 421 amino acids.